UCAACGGCAACCCCUCCCCUUUGUGUACAUCUCCCAUGAUGCCUCUGUACCUCCACAGCUGACUGAAUUUUUGUGGAGGGCUGCUCACGCUUGGGUAGCAUUUAACAUGUGAAAGUACGGCUUUAUUUUUUUUCUUUCUUUUUUUUUUUUUAAAUAUAAACUCAACUGCAGUCAUUCCGUAAACAAAUGGCUAUAGCAGUUCAUGGACUGGCAAGGGGGCAGUGAUCCUUUAACGAGAUGUGGGCUGCCAUUGAUUCCUGCAGUUGAUAUGGAACCCCCACCGCCAGAUCAGUGUGAUGGUUUACAUCCUCAACAAGACUUUGCCCAAUGCAGUAUCCCUGUUGUUUAUGACCUGUCAAUAAAGCACAGAGAUGGCCCACAUAAAAACAGUACAAUGGAAGCCCUGCAUAUGAGGAACAAACCAAACUGGUACAACAAGGAAGUCUUCCAGGAAAACAGCUCUGACCACCCAGCUCAUCAGAGUGAUCAAAUCCAGCCAGAUGAUGCCUUUUCAAAUACCACGGUCACACUGUCCUAUGUGAGUCGAUCUCAUAUGUUUUCUUCUCAUCAGAAUAUGUCACGUUCCUUACACAAGCAGCUUCCCCCUCUCUGUGUUCCAGCUGUCAACAGAAAACUGUCUCUCCAUUCCCUUCAUGAGGGUAACACAUUGGUGUCUUCACAGUGUGAGAAAGAGGUGGAUCAUCAUGAAAACCAUUUAGUACAAAAUAUCAUUAAGCCAUCUGGGGGAGCUCAGUCGAGUACACAGUCACUUCACCAGAGAGAAAGUUUUGGACCAAAUGGAAAACAGGCCACAUGUCAGUUGAAUGUGAUAGGACUUCACCUACAGCAUGCAGGUGCUAAUAGUGAGACCAAAUCCUUCCAUGACAGAAAUGAGGACAUUCACAUACAAAAUGGUACAGAUAACUGUUUGCCUGAUAAGUGGUCAUGUAAAAGUAUAAAAAAGACAACUUGGGCCCCUGUGGACUUUAAAAAAGAGAGUAAGUUAGCUGAGUCCCAAAUGCGUGUAGUGUGUUCAGGAACUGAAGAACCGGUGGACUUGAACAGUUCGAGUUGUAGCAACAAAUCUUUUAUUCCAAUAAAUGGGGAAUGCAAUGGUCCUUCGCAUGAGGAUACAUUAGCCUCCCCUGCUACCUCACAAGACAAAACUGGAGACACUUCUGUUGUGCAGACACUAAAUACUCCCUUUUCCAAAUAUGAUUUACAAGAAGCAGAUGCCAAUGCAAAGUCAGUUUGUGAUCUAAAAUUGAAGCCUGGGGAACCUAGUGAAGCUCCUGCUUUUGCUGAAGCGACUACAGUAUGUGUUAAAGUGGGGGAUUCAGUUCAGGAGCACUGUAGCAAGCACACUGCAGCCGCUGCAAAUAUGUCGGAUUAUUCCACAGAAAUGUUGAAACCUUCCAGUAGCCCUUCCCCAACAAGUACAGAAAACAAUGCAAAGACUGAUGUAACUCAGUACACAGAGUCAAAAGCUUCUGAUGUAUGUCUGCCAAACUGUAAUGCAGGCCUAGGUGAGAAAACUAUUGAAAGGAAAAUUCUUCCUCCCCGCUCCAGGAGGGGAAUACGGUUAGAGGAAAUUGUGCAGUGCAUCACCCCAUCUAGAACCCGAGGUAAAUCUGCAGGAUCAAAAACGCAGGCCCUUGAGACUAGUCGUCGGGAAGCCUUGGUAUCUUCAAAAGUGGAAGACUGCAUUGAGAAGUCAUCCAGUCAUGGAAACGAAGACGGUAGAUUAAAGGAUUCAGUUAUUUCUAAGGAAGAUUCAGAUAAAGUAGGUAAAGAAAGGUUAAAAAACAAGAAUUCUACCGCAGAUGAGGGAACAAGCGAUGCAUCUACAUCUCUGCAAAGCAGUACAUCUCUAGAGGCAGUCCUCCAUACGCCUAAACAUUUAAAAGAAAAAACGCUUUGUGACAAAGAAGUAAUUGGCCUAUCUCCACCAGAGAAGAAAAACCUUAGACCAGCAUCCACCCCCAAGUCGUGCCAGAAUAGUAGUGCAUCACCACAAAAAGACUCACCUGUCAACAAUAAAUAUGCUGAAACAAAGAAACCCAGUAUGAAUAAAAGAAAGAGGAAGAAACACAAUGCUGGACUGUCCUCAGUGUUUUCUCCAAAAGAACCUGAAAUCAAAUUGAAGUACGUCAACUACAAAGAGGAGAAAAGGGACAAUAAAAUGGAUACGUUUUCACCUUAUGUCAGAUUAGAAUUAAAAGAUUCAAUGUGUACCAUAAUCAACUACCCAGAGGAAGAAAAGGCCAAGCUUAAAGGAAAAAACAGCAGCCAGGCAACCCAGUGCUACUCCUCUGGUGCAGUUCCCAUGACCUCUUGUUUGCUGCUGGGCCGUUUGAGCAGUGACAGUAGAAGGAGAAGCCAUCUAGUCUGUUGUCUUUGUGGCAGGUCUGCCAAUGCAAUGGAUCUGGGUGAUUUGCACGGACCGUAUUACCCUGAGGGUUUCAAACCUUCGGGCAAAAAGCAUGCAAAUGUGCAGAUUUUGAAAGACAAUGACAAUGACAGCAAUUCUGAUUCAUCAUGUAGUGUCAAAGAAAAAAAACACAGUCAGACUGUCACAGCAGGAGAGUCUCCUAGCAGGCUUUCUCAACACAGCCGCGCGUCGAUGAAAGAAGCCUGUUUGAUUGGGCAGAGACGAAGGUGGAGUAGUGCUGGAAGUGGCACCGGAAGCCCUGUUCCUAAGAAGCCAAAGACCGACCCAACCGCAGAUGAUUGGUACAGCCCCCCUAUAGUCCCGCUGGACAGUAGUGAAUAUUGGAUUCAUGAAGACUGUGCAAUAUGGUGUGCUGGGGUAUACCUAGUGAAAGGAAAACUGCAUGGGUUGGCAGAGGCAACAAAGCUUGCCCAAGAAACGGUAUGUUCCACUUGCCAUACAACUGGUGCCACAUUAGGCUGCUAUUUCAAAGGGUGCCCGAAUAAAUAUCACUAUAGUUGUGCUAUUCAGUCAGAUUGUGUUUUAAGUGAAGACAACUUUUCAAUGAGAUGUACCAAGCACAAGGUAGGAGUCGUUCUAUAUAGUCACAGUAACAGUCUUAGUUUAUGAACAUAUCGUUUAAAGGGUCUGCUGCAACCGGUAGAUUGGAAAGCAGGUGACAGAAAAAUACUUCCCAACUCAAAUUUAGCAUUUCAUUUUGGUAAAUGCUUGUAAUAGUCAGGAAUGGAGAUGGUGGCACUGCUGCAGUCGCGUAUGGCAUCACAAGAACCUCUCCUAACGGCUCAGCAAGCACACCUCAAUCUUGAACUGCCCCUCUACACAAAAUAUCUAUACAACCAGGCACUCGAGUAAGAUUCAACUUGCUCUUGAGAGUGUUAGAAUCUAGGUCACAGGGAUCUGCUUAUUCAUGCUAGUUAUGUAAUGUACAUGCAGAAUUAAACAGAUUAUUAUUAUAAUACAUUUAAGGCAGGUGAGCUUUCAAAUAUCCAACCAAGGAGAUCCAAGUAUUUUUUUUUUUUUGUAGUUCCUGAUUUAGAUUUUUUUUUUUUGGUUUGUUUUUUUGCAGGUGUAUUCCACCAUUGCAGUGAAAGAUUUUACAAGGUGUCACCUCUGGCGACUUUAUACCAACGGACAAAACUAUACUGGGAGAAUGUGCUUUGGUUUGCUUGUGAUGAUUUGGUUGAAUGCAAAAAUCUAAAAAACUUCAUUUUAGAUUUUUCUUCUACAGCUCAAGCCAAGUACAGUCCCAGGAAUUGGCUUUAGCUUUCAGAGAAUUCUCUUUACUCCAUGGUUGACAGCCAUAAAAAUCAAUUGAUGUAUUUUUUUUUUAUCAAAGGGGAGUUGGUCCUUGUUAAUAACUCACUAGAACUGGAUAUCCUUGCAGUAGUUGGGAAUCAUUUAUGCUAGAAUAAGCCUUGACAUUUGCCCUCCCUAAUUUAUUAAAUUUAAGCCAUUCAAGUGUGUUUGAUAACCACAUGAAUUUCUACCUUGUUACUGCCCUCAUAAUCAAUGUCUCCCAUUAGUUUCAGCAGGUUGCAGUUAAAAAAAAAAAAAAAAAAAAAAAGUUUUUUAAUCUGUCAAUUACUUGUGAUCAUUAAAGUAAUGCAGAACAUUUUGUAUUGUUUAAUAAUAAAUAUUAUUUAUUUGUACUUUCA
Messenger RNA from Acipenser ruthenus (sterlet), 4107 nucleotides. RefSeq names its product transcription factor 20-like. The record is from RefSeq and is a predicted model, not a curated record. The coding region runs from base 203 to 3061 and encodes 952 amino acids. Gene Ontology annotation, cellular component: nucleus. Gene Ontology annotation, biological process: regulation of transcription by RNA polymerase II. The transcript has 5 exons. Lineage: Eukaryota; Metazoa; Chordata; Actinopteri; Acipenseriformes; Acipenseridae.